CAUCACCUUCCCAAUUCGAGAAUCUCCGAAGAUAGUCGAAUGCUUAAAAGGUUAUUUAACUGGUCGAUAUACCACGUCUUGCUUCUGCACGUUUCUGAGUGAAACUUAUUGAUACUAAUGCUUUUGUCAACAUAUCACGUCGUGCCUAUCACUCUUGCUGCUUGCGCUGCGCUUUUGAACAUCCCAGCAGUUUUGGCAGCCAUGGCAGAUCGAAAGGCUAUUAUUUAUGACUUCGAGAAGUUGGAGGAUUAUCAACAGAGAAAUGAAACCGUCCUCGACAUUGUAAAAAAGGACACUGGUGCCGAUUUCUGGAGGCAGACACGAACCAUUCCUCCCACUUCCUAUCCUCCGCCGAUGACUUUGGAGGCUAUUGAGAAGCUGAAGGAAGUCAAGGGUGUUAUUGUAAAAGAUGCUCCUCCUGAGGAACUGUAGCGUAUUGGCUCUUCAGUCGUUUCGCAAAAGAUUAUUUGUUCGGUAGACUGAUAACUGUAGUUAUACUUGUCUAUAAAUUGUAUCCUGUUGGGUUUCGGUCUAUAUGUGUCUCCGGAAGGGUCGACUCGACCACCUAACUAUAUGCUUAAUUCAUCUUUCUUUUCUGUUGUCA
This is a messenger RNA of Fusarium verticillioides 7600, 604 nucleotides long. RefSeq lists its product as hypothetical. Lineage: Eukaryota; Fungi; Ascomycota; Sordariomycetes; Hypocreales; Nectriaceae. The transcript has 4 exons. The coding region runs from base 118 to 432 and encodes 104 amino acids. The record is from RefSeq and is a predicted model, not a curated record.